UCACUAUCUCUCCCUAUGUGCAUUAUCCUCCAAUUUCUUGAGGCCUCCCACCAAUACGACUGGACUGAAGAAGAAGAAGCACCUAUUCUCCAUCGCCCACUCCAAUAAUUAAACUACGAUUUCAAUUCACAAUCCUUUACCAGAUAGAUAGAUAUACAGAUGCUUCCACGCGACUCUGCUCCUAUCAGGCGUGCACGAACGCGCGGGAUCACUCGAAGGCUGUGCCCACAAGUAACUCGUGACGUUUUACUUUAUGGUUUACUUCUCGCUUUGAUUAAAUGAAAUGGGUCGCUGUCCACUCCGGUGGCUUGAAUUUUCUCGUCGGUUUGGACUGGGAAGUGAGAGGACUCUACUUUCCCACCUGAUCCGCAUGAUUCUUUAGCUUAUAGUGUAUGUAGAUCUUUCGAGGAUGGAGGGUUUUAGGGUUCUUGUUUUGUUCUUUCUUGGAGUGCUUUCAAAUAAGUUCAGUGUCGAUGCUUCUUCUUCGAGACCGGCUGUUGUGAAUGUUGGAGCAUUGUUUUCUCUUGAUUCAACAAUCGGGAAGGUUGCUAAGAUCGCCAUUGAUGAGGCUGUUAAAGAUGUGAAUGCGAAUUCCAGUGUUCUUAAGGGAAGUAAACUUCAUGUGGACUUCAGGAACACAAAUUGCAGUGGAUUUAUUGGCUUGGCCGAUGCUUUGGAGUUUAUGGAGACAGACGUGGUGGCUGUCAUCGGUCCUCAAUCAUCGGUGGUUGCUCAUAACAUUCUGCACAUUGCAAAUGAGCUGACGACGCCUUUUCUGUCGUUCGCAGCCACGGAUCCAUCGCUCGCGUCUCUUCAAUUUCCAUACUUUAUCAGGACAACGCAGAGUGAUCUGCACCAGAUGGCUGCAGUAGCUGAUAUUGUCGAAAAUUAUGGCUGGAGGGAAGUGAUCAUGAUUUUUAUCGACGAUGACUAUGGAAGAAGCGGAUUGUCUGCAUUAAACGACGCCCUUGCAGCGAAGCGCUGUAAAGUUUCCUACAAAGCAGGCAUUCCCCCAGGAGUCGUCACCUCGAACUACAUCAUGAAUAUUCUUGUCAAGGUUGCGAUGAUGGAGUCCCGAGUUAUUAUUCUGCAUGUGUACCCAACUGUUGGAUCCACCGUGUUUUCUGUCGCACAUUAUCUUGGAAUGAUGGAAGAAGGUUAUGUAUGGAUCGCCACCGAUUGGCUUUCCUCGGCUUUGGAUUCUGCCCCUCCUCUUCACUCGGAAUCCAUAACCAGCAAUAUGCAAGGUAUCCUUGUUCUACGACAACACACUCCCGAUUCAGAAAGGAAGAGAGCGUUCUCGGCAAGAUGGAAUAAAUUGACCGGUGGUUUGUUGGGGCUAAGUUCUUACGGCCUCUACGCUUACGACACCGUUUGGUUACUUGCACAUGCCAUCGAUUCAUUUUUUGAUCAGGGUGGGGUUAUUUCGUUUUCAAAUGAUACAAGGUUACGUUCGUUGUCGGGGAGUAAUCUUCAUCUCGAAGCGUUGAUCACAUUCGAGGGAGGUCCUCUGCUUCUGAAGAACAUAUUGGAGGCUGAUUUUGUCGGCCUUUCUGGCCCCGUCAAGUUUAGUUCUGAUAAAUCUCUCGUACAUCCUGCAUUUGAUAUAGUGAAUGUGAUCGGGACAGGUCUCCAUCGGGUUGGUUACUGGUCUAACUCUUCCGGGCUGUCGACUGUGGCUCCCGAGAAGCUGUAUUUGCUCCCGCAGAAUCAUUCCAGAGCACACCAACAGUUGAAUAGUGUUCUUUGGCCCGGCGAAUCUGCAAAACCUCCCCGCGGUUGGGUUUUUCCGAACAAUGGGAAGCUACUGAAGAUCGGUGUACCAAGAAGGGUCGGGUACUUAGAAUUUGUGGGGCAAACGCCGGGUACUAAUUCCUCCCAAGGUUUCUGCAUAGACGUAUUCACAGCUGCCGUAAACCUCCUUCCGUACGCCGUUCCUUACCAGCUCGUCCCUUAUGGGAAUGGGAGCGAUAAUCCUAGCUACGACGAGUUAGUGAGAUUGAUCACUACUGGGUUCUUCGAUGGCGUUGUAGGUGACAUCACGAUUGUGACGAAUCGAACAAAAAUCGUGGACUUCACUCAGCCAUACGCAGCAUCGGGGCUUGUGGUCGUGGCGCCAGUUAAGAAAGUGAAUCAAGGCGCUUGGGCAUUCCUGAGGCCGUUUUCUCUACAAAUGUGGGGGGUCACCGCGGCAUUUUUCAUCUUCAUCGGGAUAGUCGUGUGGAUUUUGGAGCAUCGUACUAACGAUGAAUUUCGCGGACCACCAAAACAGCAGCUGAUAACAAUCGUAUGGUUCAGCCUCUCGACUCUAUUCUUUGCACACAAAGAGAAUACUGUGAGCGCCCUCGGACGGCUGGUGCUGAUCAUAUGGCUCUUUGUGGUUCUGAUCGUUAACUCGAGUUACACUGCCAGCCUGACUUCAAUUCUCACGGUACAGCAGCUUUAUUCGCCUAUAAAAGGAAUCGAGAGCCUGAAAGAAGGCAACGAUCCUAUAGGCUUCCAAACCGGCUCCUUUGCAGAGCGUUAUCUCAGAGAUGGCAUCGGCAUACAUGAGUCGAGACUCAGACCUCUUGGCUCACCUGGAGAAUACGCCGCAGAACUUCAAAAGGGUCCCAAAAAUGGCGGUGUUGCUGCUGUGGUCGAUGAACGUCCCUACAUUGAGCUUUUCUUGGCGAGCCAAUGCAAAUACCGAAUCAUCGGGCAAGAAUUCACCAAAAGUGGCUGGGGCUUUGCAUUUCCCCGCGACUCUCCCCUCGCCAUCGACCUGUCAACUGCGAUUCUGACACUAUCCGAGAAUGGAGACCUGCAAAGAAUCCACGACAAGUGGUUGAUAACGCAUCCCUGCGCAUCAGACAACACGGAGCUCGAAUCUGAUCGCCUCCACCUCAAGAGCUUCCAAGGCCUUUUCCUUCUCUGUGGAAUCGCUUGCGUAAUCGCUCUGCUGAUCUACUUUGCACAGAUCAUUCAUAAGUUCCUGCAAGUCGAACACGAUGAGAAUUUAUCAGAAGGAACGAGCAGCUCGCGCUCAAAGAGGUUUCAGACGCUGUUGUCAUUAAUCGAUGAGAAGGCGGAUGUGUCGAGGAGCGACAAGAAACGGAGGAAGGUGGACAAAUCGUUGAGCGAAGGGAACCGCGAAAUCGACCUGGAAAAGCAUUCUAGUGUAAGAAGACACUCCCAAAGUUUUUCUGAGAACACAUCUUAGGCUCCAAGAAGUGCAACUCAAACUGUAGUUAUGAAUAGUAUACGAGCAAGACAACAGUUAUUCAAUAGAAAAGCAUUUGAUAUGUGAUAGAAAUUUAUCAUCGUAAGCAUACAUAUUCGUCCUCAAUGACAAAAACAAGAAUUCAAUUUAUCGAAA
Molecule: messenger RNA, 3358 nt
Organism: Andrographis paniculata
Lineage: Eukaryota; Viridiplantae; Streptophyta; Magnoliopsida; Lamiales; Acanthaceae
Product: glutamate receptor 3.3-like
Exons: 8
Coding region: 410-3202 (930 amino acids)
Biological process (GO): G protein-coupled receptor signaling pathway
Cellular component (GO): plasma membrane
Molecular function (GO): G protein-coupled receptor activity; glutamate-gated receptor activity
Source: RefSeq, a predicted model, not a curated record